GAGAUUCAGUGCCUUGCUAGUCACAAGGCACAGCUUGCCUUGUCCCCUCACAUCCACCCUUCCCUUCAUAUCCAAUGGCCACCAACAGAUCAAGCCUAAAAUCUCAGGCUGUUGACCAGAACGCGCGACCAGACCAACGAAAUAUCCACGCGGGAAGGGAAAUGCUUGCGCGGGCUUCCCAGGCGGAGCUCUGCCGCCGGCGCCGUCGAGGAAAACGGGUGGGAGGGAGCUUGGGCGGCUGCAGCCGGAGAACACGCCGCCGGCGGGGCCCUCCGCCACCACUACGACAGGCCCACCCCGCCACAGGAAACAGUGGGCAGGGAGCUCAGGCGGCUGCAGCCGUAGAAGACGCCGCCGGCAGAGACCUCCGCCCGAUGCGCAGCUCCGAUGAUUCCUCUUACAGCAGAUUGGAGCAGGCCAUUGGAGGGGCCAUAGGAACGGACGGCAGCGGCCAACGAAUAUGAGGCGGACGGGGAAGCCGAAGGUGGGCGGCCGUCGAAAUAGGCAGCCGGAGGUGGGCGCCCGUCGAGGCCGCCGGAGCUCACCAUGGAGGAGCAGCCUGGCCGGCUCCUCUCGCACGCGUGCUGAAUGGCAAGGCCGCCGGAGCUCUCGUCCUUUACAGCGGAGCGGUGAUGGAAGCUGCAGCGCCGGCGUCGGUGCGGCGGCGACGGGACUCCCGUUGCCUCGUGCGGGUGAAUAAGAAGCUGGGUCCGUUCCUGGUCUGGUCAUGCAUUCUGGUCAACGGCCUGAGAUUUUAGCCUUGAUCUGUUGGUGGCCGUUGGAUCUGAAGGGAAGGGUGGAUGUGAGGGGACAAGGCAAGCUGUGCCUUGUGACUAGCAAGGCACUGGAUCUCU
Lolium perenne is the source of this 854-nucleotide messenger RNA. NCBI's taxonomy places the organism in Eukaryota, Viridiplantae, Streptophyta, Magnoliopsida, Poales, Poaceae. The record is from RefSeq and is a predicted model, not a curated record.